Molecule: messenger RNA, 1899 nt
Organism: Penicillium diatomitis
Lineage: Eukaryota; Fungi; Ascomycota; Eurotiomycetes; Eurotiales; Aspergillaceae
Product: FAD binding domain protein
Exons: 2
Coding region: 1-1899 (632 amino acids)
Biological process (GO): homocysteine metabolic process
Cellular component (GO): cytosol
Molecular function (GO): flavin adenine dinucleotide binding; FMN binding; [methionine synthase] reductase (NADPH) activity
Source: RefSeq, a predicted model, not a curated record
AUGCCUUCGACUACCGCUACCUUCGACCUUCCCUCUCGUCGCAAGAGCUCCGUCCACGAGAUUCCCGCAUCUUCCACGUCACAUCCAGACAAUCCAAUUCCUGAAGAGCCUCGAGGUGUGCGCACUUUGUCCGUGACAGACACAAGUUUCGACGGAUCACCUACCUCCAGAGACAGUGACUCGGCUGACUCCGAUGCCUCUGACUCUCCGAUCACCCCACCCAGUGAAAUUCAUGAUGGGGCGGAGUACCAAUCCAAGUCGGACCGCCUUCCUCGUCGAGCUUCGACCGUCUUGAUUUCUCAGAAUACAGAUGAUAUGCGUCGUGUCUUGGAAAGCGUUGGAACCGGUGGCACGCAGAAGAUUCAGUCUCCUUGUUGCGGUGGGGGCUGUUGUCGGGGCCGGUCAUUGCAAACAUUAGACGGUCCUGUGUCGGGCUUCAACUCGAUAUCUGCGCCUGACAACGCCGCAUUCGCUAGUUUGCAGCUCAAACUGGACCUGUUGACUAUGGACAGCCAAUUGAGUCAGAUCGCUCCCUUGCCUGAAAAGACUGUCUCAUUCAAGCCUGCCCCUUCAUACGCAGCCGCCAUUCAGCUUGGCCCUGCGGAUCACCCCCCGCAAUUCGUGCAGCCGCAUCCUCCAUAUGAAGUGUAUCGGGCUCCGCUUCGUCACGCUCGCGAGUUGACCAAGGACGGCGCGGAGAAGCGCACGUAUCAUUUCGAUAUUGACGUCACUGACUAUCCUGCCGAGAGUGGCAUGGUCGAUUUUGUGGUCGGUGGCGCAAUUGGUGUCUGCCCGAAGAAUAAGGACGAAGAUGUCGAGGACAUUUUCAAUCUCUUAGGGGUUCCUCGCUCGAUGAGAGAUCGAAAGGUGUGUAUGACCACUACAGGCGGUCGUUGGCCUACCAUCUGGGGGGAUGAGAAAGCGCGCGAGCUUAUCACCUCUCGGCGUGAAGUUCUGAGCUGGUGCUCCGACAUUCAGAGCUACGCGCCCACUAAGGCCCUCUUCCGUCUGCUGGCGGAGUACACCGCAGAGCCUAACGAGAGAAAGAUUCUGGAGUUCCUUUCGUCAGCUGAGGGCCAAGGCGCGUUUUGUGAUCUCCGUGUCAGUUCUCAUGUCAGCCUUUCACAGCUUCUUCACGCUUUUCCCUCCGCACGGCCUCCGCUGGACCACCUGCUCUCGGUCUUGAACACGCUUAUGCCUCGAUUCUAUUCACUGUCCCAGGACCCCUUGAUCUCGUGUCAAUUCAAAGGUAAUGAAUGUCGACGUUUGGUCGAGGUCGCAGUCACCGUUGCCGAAUCUCCAGACUGGCGAGGUGGGCUGCGAACGGGUGUGAGCUCAGGCUAUCUCGAGCGGCUCGCACGACAGGUAAUUCAUGCCGAGGCCAAGGGUGAGAAGCAUAACCUUCAUGUUCCCAUGUUUCGGGGUUUGAUGGCAAAUCCUCUGGCCAAACGCUUUGCCUCUGACGGCCCUAUGCUGCUCAUUGGGGCGGGCGUGGGGGUGGCCCCCUUCCGAGGGUUUGUUCAGCGUCGAUUGCAAUCAGCCAAUUGCGCCAACAAAGUUUGGGUGCUCCAAGGUGUGCGUGACUCUUUAUUAGAUGAGUUAUACAGUGGCGAAUGGGGUGUCGACGAGGACAAAGUUCGAACAGUCGUCCAAAGUCGCCGUGGAGAAAGUCGUUAUGUUCAGGAAGAGGUACGCCAUCAAGCGGAUCUUGUCUGGUAUGUGAUCAACGCGCUUGACGGACGUGUGUUCGUGUGUGGGAGUGGAAAGGGCAUGGGUGAAGGUGUAGAGGCUGCACUUGUUGAUGUCGCCAUGGCCAAGGGCAACUUGAACGUGAAGGAGGCAGACCAGUUCUGGCAGCGGAAGAAGGAGGCCGGACAAUACAUUGCGGAAACCUGGUGA